AUGGCUAUCAACAUUGUGGACUGCGGAUCAGAGUCUCACGAUCUCUUCGACGUUUAUUUCUACGACGACCGUAUCAAAACCCUAGUGACGCAUGAGUCCCACAAGGUCGCCGACUGGAUCUCCAACAUCGAGUACAUCCAUCGCCACCGCCUCGACCGUCUCAUCGUCGGCCUAGACGUAGAGUGGCGGCCGAACACCUCCCGCAACCAGAACAACCCGGCGGCGACUCUCCAACUCUGCGUCGGCCGCCGCUGCCUCAUCUUCCAACUCCUCUACUGCCGCCAAUUCCCGUUCGAGCUCGUCGACUUCCUCUCCGACUCCGAUUACACCUUCGUCGGCGUCGGAAUCCAACACGACGUGGAGAAGCUCGUGGCAGACUACGGUCUGGAGGUGAAUAACGCGGUGGAUUUGUGUUGCCUAGCCGCGGAUGAGUCCAAUAAUAGUUCUCUGAGAAGCGUGGGUUUGAAGGAUCUGGCUAGGAUUUACCUUGGAUCGGAGAUGAGUAAGCCGAGAAGGGUGAGGUUGAGCCGGUGGGAUCAAAGCUGGCUCACCGAUGAGCAGAUUCAGUAUGCCUGCAAUGAUGCUUUCGUCUCCUUUGAGAUUGGUAGGGUUUUGGAUGCUUCUGAGUAUUGA
Ipomoea nil (Japanese morning glory) is the source of this 633-nucleotide messenger RNA. RefSeq names its product Werner Syndrome-like exonuclease. Lineage: Eukaryota; Viridiplantae; Streptophyta; Magnoliopsida; Solanales; Convolvulaceae. Gene Ontology annotation, cellular component: cytoplasm; nucleus. Bases 1 to 633 code for a protein of 210 amino acids. The record is from RefSeq and is a predicted model, not a curated record. The transcript has a single exon. Gene Ontology annotation, biological process: nucleobase-containing compound metabolic process. Gene Ontology annotation, molecular function: nucleic acid binding; 3'-5' exonuclease activity.